Molecule: messenger RNA, 3301 nt
Organism: Cheilinus undulatus (humphead wrasse)
Lineage: Eukaryota; Metazoa; Chordata; Actinopteri; Labriformes; Labridae
Gene: myb
Product: v-myb avian myeloblastosis viral oncogene homolog
Exons: 16
Coding region: 108-2090 (660 amino acids)
Biological process (GO): regulation of DNA-templated transcription
Cellular component (GO): nucleus
Molecular function (GO): DNA-binding transcription factor activity, RNA polymerase II-specific; RNA polymerase II cis-regulatory region sequence-specific DNA binding
Source: RefSeq, a predicted model, not a curated record
UAGUUUAAAUUAAUGUCAACCUGCCUCCACGCCGGGAGAACAUAUCCAGCGCAGAUAGUGAAAGUACAUGUUCAGCGCAACCUGCGAGCCGCUCUACACAAACUAACAUGGCUCGACGGCCGAGAAAUAGUGUUUACAGCAGCGAGGAGGAUGAGGAGGAGACUGAGAUGUAUGAACAUGAUUAUGAUGGGUCAAUGGCCAAGACAGGGAAACGCCACCUUGGCAAAACACGCUGGACACGAGAAGAGGAUGAAAAGUUGAAGAAACUAGUUGAGCUAAAUGGAUCAGAAGACUGGAAACUUAUUGCAAGCUUAUUAACAAAUCGUACAGAUGUGCAGUGCCAGCACAGGUGGCAGAAGGUUCUUAACCCAGAACUCAUUAAAGGACCAUGGACAAAGGAGGAGGACCAGAGGGUGAUCGAGCUUGUCCAGAAAUAUGGAGCCAAGCGCUGGUCAGUGAUCGCCAAGCACCUGAAGGGUCGGAUUGGCAAGCAGUGCCGCGAGCGCUGGCACAACCACCUGAACCCGGAGGUGAAGAAGACAUCCUGGACUGAGGAGGAGGAUCGCAUCAUCUACCAGGCGCAUGAAAAGCUGGGCAACCGCUGGGCUGAGAUCGCUAAGCUGCUUCCUGGCAGGACUGACAACGCUAUAAAGAACCACUGGAACUCCACCAUGAGGCGAAAAGUGGAGCAGGAGGGCUAUCUGCAAAGUGCAUCGAAGAACAGCAACUCCUCACUGUCCAUCAGCCACAGCUACAUCAAGACCAACAACCACAUAAUGGGUUUCCCUCAUCAUUCGCCAAAUCAUGCACAGCUGCCUCCAUCAUCGCCACUCAACUACACAUACAUCACAGAAACACACCGAGUACCGUUCCCGCUGGCUCUGCAGUUGAACUUCAUGAACAUCCCCCAGCAUGGGACCGCUGCCAUACAGAGACACUAUAGUGAUGAGGACCCCGAGAAGGAGCAGAGGGUGAAAGAGAUCGAACUGCUGCUCAUGUCAACAGAAGAUGAGUUGAGAGGCCAGCCUUCACUACCAAUGAAUUUGUCAUUCCCAAGCUGGGUCAGCCAUAGCUCUUUGACUGACAGCUCAGAGGGGAUGGGAAUGUUAUUACCUCAUCACCAGGCUGCCGCUCCCGCUCUGCCUCAUGACCAGAGCUGCCUACCUGAGGAGAGCGCAUCCGCAGCACGGGCCCACAGCAACAACAACCGCAACAAUAACAACAACAACAGCCAUCACAGCAGUCCGACAUUCUCAAAUACUAUCCCAGAGUUCAUGGAGUCUGUCAUUGAUUCAAGCCUCUUCUCAGUGGAUGAGGUUGGUACCAGUGGGCUCUUGGAUAAAAGCGCUCUCAAAAGAGACAGGGUCUUACCCAAAACAGCCCACAGAGUGGGGGAUGGUUUGAUCUGCUCAACUCCUAAGCCUUCACCAAGCAGAAACCUCACCUUUUCACCCUCACAGUUUCUCAACCAGUCAAUGAGUUCAGAGCACUCUGACAGUGACAGUGUACCAAUGAGCUCACCUGUGGACACCAAGCCUCUGAUUGACCAUAGUAUCAGGCACCAAAAGGAGAAUGAAAUGUUCAGAACUCCAAACAUUCGUCGGUCAAUCCUGGAGUCAUCUCCUUGUACACCCACACCUUUCAGGUCAGCACUGGCCCUGCAUGAGACCAAGUAUGGACCCCUCAAACUACUGAACACCCCUUUGGAGCAGCAGAUGGUAGAGUCCAUCAAGCAGGAGCCGAUGGAGUGUGCCAUUGAGCAGCCUCCUCUGAAGAAAAUCAAACAAGAGGUGGAGUCUCCAUGUGAGAGGAGCCCAUGUAUGCAGUGGGAAGGACAAGACCUUCACACACGACUCUUCUCCCCCAGCGGCCCCGCUCAGGAAGUACCUGAUCUCGUCACCAGUUCAUUAUUGAGUGAAGAUGGACACAAAGCUUUCCACCCUCCUCCCAGAGGCAUUGGCAGCCCACUACAGCAGCAGCUGAGUUCCUGGGAGCAGGUGACAUGUGGGAAAACUGAGGAGCACAUUCUGGGCUCUGAGCAGAGCCACAAGUACAUCAACACUUACUCUACAAGGACGCUGGUCAUGUAAGCAGAGACGCAUGUUGAUCCUGAAACAUCAACAGUCUGUGUGCUGGACGCAGCGCAGCGGGAUACUUAUUUGUUGUGGUACAACAGUUGGGAGAGGCUCGAUGCCAUUUGGUGUUUAUACACUCACACUCGUUGGAUUUCAACCAACCAAAGACUAUACUUUUUUAUUUGUUUUAAAAUCUUUUAUAUAGAAUCUGCUUUUGGUUUUUAGAAAUGUGCGUCCUAUCAUUUUUGGUCUUGUUAUUGUAUUAUUAUAAAUGUUUGUAUUAUAAAUGGGAAAUGGUGGCUAUAUAAUUCCAUUGGGCUGUAUUAUUAAUUCUUAAUUUUGAUAUUAAUAUAAUGAACAAGUUGAUUAAUUUAUUUCUUUUGUUUUGAUAAUGUCUUUGUUGUUGAUGGUUUUUACAAUUGGCCAAUGGAGCAGUGUUGUAAGUUAAGUAUUUAAGCCCUGUUAGCAUUAUCAUGAAUCCAAAGGCAUAUUGAUUCAUUCAAAACUGACCUCUGUAUUUCCGUCAUGACACGUUUCCAUUAUUGCUAUUUACUCAUUUUAAAGCUACACUGGGUCAACUGAGAAUUUCAAGUGUUUGGUCCGUGCCACCUCAUGUAAACACUUAACUUCUGAACAAUAAUGUUCUGUUCUUACACCAUAUUUUACUAUGAAUAAUCAUGUUUUACACAACAGAGGGGGCCAGCCUUAUUAGUAUUACUAAAUUACCACAUUGGCACCUAUAUUUCAUAAAAAAGAGUUUCAUUUCAACUUGUAAGCUUUUUUUCUGGAAAUAUUCCAUGAACAAACAUUACAUUUAUAGGAUUUUAAGAAUAUAUGUAUGCAUUUAGAAAGGUUAAAUGAGCUUUUAUGUCUGAAUCAUGAGCAUCACCCAGUAAGAGUAAGACCAAGCUGCACUUGAAUUUUCUAGUCUCCACAAAAAGGGAGAGUACUAAACACUGAUAUUUUAUGUUUUGCUACAAACAAAAGCCCAAUUGAAACUUUUGUAUGUUUGUUUUUUUUAAACAUUUCUAUGAAUAGUUUUGUACUGUUUUGUAAAGCAUACUAAUUCAGCCUUUUUUCUUACUGAGACUGCAGUAGCCCAUGUCAAACACUUAGCAGACAAUCUUUUAUAAUGCCUUGUUUUUAUACUAGCUUUUGAGCAAAAAAUGAUUUUAUAAAAGCAUUUAUACAUGCCAAGUUUUCAUUUUUUUUUACUUUUGUAUACU